AUGGCUCCAGAAAAGAAGGACAAGAAGCGCAAGGCUACCUCCGCCGCCGCUGUCGCUACCCCAGACCUUCCCAACAAGAAAUCCAAAAAGACUGUUGGAGCUGAAGCAACGCCCGCUGCCACCCCCAAGCCUAUUCUCAAAAAGAAGAACGCCGAGGAAAAAGCCAAUGGCACCGCGAAAGCUACCGUCACAGAAACCGCUGAUGCACCAGCCCGAAAGAUCAAGCCGCGCAAGCGUGCGAGCGACUUUUUGAGCGGUGACGAAGAGGACAACGAAAGUGCAGAAGAGACAAAGUUAAAGAAGCAAAAAGAGUCUGCGAAGAACGUAGAGAAGAAAGAGGCCAAAAAGACCGCUCCUGCCAAGGCGAAGAAGGUCGAGGUCGUUGAGCAGGACCAAUCUGAGGAAGAGGGUAGCGAGGGUCAAGAAUCUGAGAAUGACGAAGUCGACGACCAAACUGCGGAAUUGAUCAGGGGCUUUGAGAGCAGUGGUGACGAAGAUGCCUCUGAAGACGAGGGCUUCGAAGCUGGCAAAGCCGUACCCCGAAUUCCAGACUCCAAAAAGGCCAAGCGCAAGAUUCAGAAGAAAUUGAAGGAGAAUAAUCAGCCUGAUGAGCCUGGCACUGUAUACGUUGGACGCAUUCCCCACGGUUUCUAUGAACACCAAAUGAGAGCCUACUUCGCCCAAUUCGGCGACAUAACCCGUCUCCGCCUAUCCCGCAAUCGCGUCACAGGUCGCUCCAAGCACUACGCCUUUAUCGAAUUUGCGUCUUCAGUCGUCGCCAAAAUCGUCGCGGAGACAAUGAACAAUUACCUCAUGUACGGCCACAUUCUGAAAUGCAAAUACGUGCCCCAGGAACAGCAACACCCUGAACUGUGGAAGGGCGCAAACCGUCGGUAUAAGCGUGUGCCUUGGAACAGAAUUGAGAAGCAGCGUCUGGAGCGCGGCAAGACGCGCGAUAAGUGGGCAAAGAGCAUCGAGCAGGAAGAGAAGAGACGGUUGGCGAAGGUAGAGAAGUGGAAGAAGUUGGGUUAUGAGUUUGACAUGCCGGAGUUGAAGGCUGUGGAUUCGGUGCCUGUGCAGGAGAAGUUGCCGGCGCCGGAGGCUGCUGCUGAUGCUGCAAUUGAAGAAGCUGCGCCUGCUAAGGACAUUGCUGUUGUUGAAGAGACUGCUCCUGUUGCUGCUGAGGAGGAAACGCCCAAGAAGAAAUCCAAAAAGGCUAAGAAAGGCAAGGAACAGAUUGAAACCGAGGUUGAGACUGCUACCCCGGUCAAGCAGGUAGAGACUGCCGCUGCUACGCCAGAGACCUCAUCAGCCAAGAAGAGCAAGGCCAAGAAGGCAAAGAAGUCUGCCGGCAAAGCCUGA
Talaromyces amestolkiae is the source of this 1362-nucleotide messenger RNA. RefSeq lists its product as uncharacterized. Lineage: Eukaryota; Fungi; Ascomycota; Eurotiomycetes; Eurotiales; Trichocomaceae. The record is from RefSeq and is a predicted model, not a curated record. Gene Ontology annotation, biological process: maturation of LSU-rRNA from tricistronic rRNA transcript (SSU-rRNA, 5.8S rRNA, LSU-rRNA). Gene Ontology annotation, cellular component: nucleolus. Bases 1 to 1362 code for a protein of 453 amino acids. The transcript has 3 exons. Gene Ontology annotation, molecular function: RNA binding.